Molecule: messenger RNA, 1552 nt
Organism: Apodemus sylvaticus (European woodmouse)
Lineage: Eukaryota; Metazoa; Chordata; Mammalia; Rodentia; Muridae
Gene: Cnpy4
Product: canopy FGF signaling regulator 4
Exons: 6
Coding region: 84-824 (246 amino acids)
Cellular component (GO): endomembrane system
Molecular function (GO): signaling receptor binding
Source: RefSeq, a predicted model, not a curated record
UUUUAAAGCUUGCUGCCCGCUGCACCUAAAUUUAAAGGGCCCGCUGACUUCCAGAAGUUGGUCUGAAGGCAAACGGUGGUUGUAUGGGUGGACUGCGUUUUGUCAUGGGACCUGUGCGGCUGGAAAUACUGCUUUUCAUCCUGGCAGCGUACGGUGCUUGGACUGGGGCGACGAAAGAGGAGGAAGAUGACACAGAACGUUUGCCCAGCAAAUGUGAAGUGUGUAAGCUGCUGAGCAUGGAGCUACAGGAAGAGUUGAGUCGAACUGGUCGAUCCCGGGAGGUGCUGGAGCUGGGUCAGGUGCUAGACACGGGCAAGAGGAAGAGACACGUGCCUUACAGCCUCUCUGAGACAAGGCUGGAGGAGGCUUUGGAGAAUUUGUGUGAGCGGAUCCUGGAUUACAAUGUUCAUGCUGAACGCAAGGGCUCACUGAGAUACGCCAAGGGUCAAAGUCAGACUAUGGCCACCCUGAAAGGCCUGGUACAGAAGGGAGUGAAAGUGGAUCUGGGAAUCCCUUUGGAGCUCUGGGACGAACCCAGUGUGGAGGUCACGUUCCUCAAGAAGCAGUGUGAGACGAUGCUGGAGGAGUUUGAAGAUGUUGUAGGAGACUGGUACUUCCACCAUCAGGAGCAGCCGCUCCAGCAUUUUCUCUGCGAACGUCACGUGCUUCCAGCCUCUGAAACUGCUUGUCUACAGGAAACUUGGACUGGAAAGGAGAAGAUCAGUGAUGAGCAGGAGGAAGCAGAUGAAGAGGAGGAGGAGGAGGAAGAAGAAGAGAUAACCAAGACUCCAGGCAGUCCCAAGCAUGACCCAGAAGAUCUUUGACCCUUACUUUUGAACCCCAAGGAUGGGUCAUGGAGAGUUGUCUAAAGUCUUCAGCUCUCCCUUCCCCAUCCGUAGGCUGUAACUGUCCUUCUCGUAUGAUCCUGGGGACCCAGAAUGGCCACAGGAAAGGAGGAGAAGGGGGGAGAAGCGGAAGCAAGUUUUGCCUUCAGAGAUGAGUCACGUGCGGCCACUCAGUGGACCAAGUGUGUGGUGACAGCACUGAAACCUUUCUCUCCCUUUUACUGGCCCUCGCCUGCACCAAUUGGUCAGUGGUGUUAUGACCUGUGGGAAGGUCACUUUGCUUUUUAAAGGCUCUAUUUUAAACCCUUUCAAGAGGUCAGAGAAGAGCUAGAGCUCAGUUGGUAGAGUGCUUGCCUCUUCCGGGCAACGAUGGGAGUUGGACCUGAUGUGGUGGCACACCCCUGUAAUCUGCAGCGCUUGAGAAGUGAAGGCUGGAAUAUCAGAAUACCAUCCAGCUACAUGGCAGGCAGCUCAGGACCAACCAGAGCUACGUGAGACCCUGUCUCAAAGUAAGAAGCCAAGAAGGGACCCUCAACCAAUACGCACUGCGAACACGAGGCUGUGUACCAUUAAUCUGUCAACAAGAGCAGGACUCUGGGAGCGAGUGCAGUAAUACUGGGGUUAGGUGGGGUAGACAUGUGGCCUAUUUCCUAUUUCACAGGUGCCAUAUUUUCUAUAUUGCUAUUAAACCUUUUAUAUGUACAUCA